Molecule: messenger RNA, 570 nt
Organism: Fonsecaea multimorphosa CBS 102226
Lineage: Eukaryota; Fungi; Ascomycota; Eurotiomycetes; Chaetothyriales; Herpotrichiellaceae
Exons: 2
Coding region: 1-570 (189 amino acids)
Molecular function (GO): peroxiredoxin activity
Source: RefSeq, a predicted model, not a curated record
AUGCGUCUCGACUACGUACCUAACCCUCCGACCAACCUCUCCCCGGAGGAUCAAGAGGUCCUGGAGCGGGUCAAAGCACGCCGGGGUGCCAUGGGCCUCAUCCCGCUGGAUUUAGCCCUUUUGCAUGCUCCCAAGAUCGCAGAUGGCUGGAACGCCCUCCUCGGCGCCGUGCGGACGAAGAACUCCCUGCCAGACGAUAUCCGCGAGAUUGCCAUCUGCCGACCUGCCUUGAUCAACCGUGCUUGGUUUGAGUGGAAUGCCCAUGCUCCUAUCCUGUUGAAAAGUGCCGGCUUUUCGGAAGAAAAACUGUCGGUGGUGAAACAGUUGCACCCGACAUCUAAGGGGGCGCUCGAUGAUCGUCAAUGGGCGGUUCUGAGAUAUGCGGAUGCCAUGACUCGGGAUGUGUCUGUGCCCCAGAGUUUGUUUGACGAGGUCAAGGCUGCCGGUUUCAGUAACCAGGAGAUUGUUGAGAUUACGGCCACAGUGGCGAGUUACAACCUGGUCAGCCGAUUUUUGGUCGCGUUGGAUGUCGGAGAGGCCAAUGACAAGGCGCCAGAAUGGGCCAAAUAG